Messenger RNA from Hordeum vulgare subsp. vulgare (domesticated barley), 1585 nucleotides. Its product is annotated as protein SAR DEFICIENT 1-like. Gene Ontology annotation, biological process: regulation of salicylic acid biosynthetic process. Gene Ontology annotation, cellular component: nucleus. The transcript has 7 exons. The record is from RefSeq and is a predicted model, not a curated record. Gene Ontology annotation, molecular function: calmodulin binding; sequence-specific DNA binding; DNA-binding transcription factor activity. The coding region runs from base 86 to 1579 and encodes 497 amino acids. Lineage: Eukaryota; Viridiplantae; Streptophyta; Magnoliopsida; Poales; Poaceae.
CUAGCUAGCAGCCAGCUUCAUCGAUCUGCUAGCUCUUGGGCUCUUCCUAGUUUCUCUGUUUUGAUCGUUAGAGAUCUAGACUAAGAUGUCUGUGCGAAGGCCGCGGGUGGAGGAAGAUGACGAGCAGGGCAGCGGAGGUGACGAUCAGCAGCAACGGCACGGCGUGAGGCGCAUACGCCAGGCGACCCCGGUCUCCUUCAGAUCCGUCGUGAGAAGAGCCGUCACAGCAGACACUAUCCAGCAAAUAGUAUUCGGUUUGGAACCGGUUAUCCGUAGGGUGGUACGGGAGGAAAUUCAGAACAUCUUUUAUCAGCAUAAUAACUUACCAUACAGGUCUCUUCCUUUACCCAUCCAAGAGGUCGAUGUCCCACCUAGGUUGAAGCUUUCCUUCACAAAGAAGCUCAUGCUACCGAUCUUUACCAACAACAAGCUUGUUGAUGCCGCAAAGAAUACAAUUGAAAUCUGGCUUAUAGAUACUAGAACCAACCAUCAUAUCACAGAAACACACACUAACCAAGGCUCUUCAACAAUGAAGCUAGAGGUACUUGUCCUAGAUGGUGAUUUCAGAUGUGAAGACGACAUGGUGUGGACAAAUGAUCAGUUCAACGCUGCAAUUGUGAAGGCUAGGGAGGGUAGGAGACCACUGCUUGUGGGUAGUACACUCAAUGUAGCAAUGAAUAAUCAAGGAGUGGCUGUGAUAGAGGAUGUGGCUUUCACUGACAAUUCAAGUUGGAUAAGGAGUAGGAGGUUCCGAAUUGGUGUGCGCGUCAUGGCAACAAGCUAUUAUGGGCCAAGGAUUCAAGAAGCAUUGAGUGAAAGCUUCACAGUGAAAGAUCAUCGAGGCGAAUUGUACAAGAAGCAUUACCCUCCAAUCCUUGCUGACAAUAUAUGGAGGCUCAAGAACAUCGGAAAAGAUGGGCCAAUUGAUAAGAGACUAGAGUCCGAGGGGAUCAAGAAUGUCCAAGACUUCUUGAAACUUCACACCAUAGACCCUGAUAAGCUAAAAAGUCUUGUUGGCAUGUCAGAUCGGCAAUGGAAGACAACACUCAAUCAUGCAAAAACGUGUAGUGUGGGAGGGAAAUGCUAUGUUUUCAAAUCUGAAGGGUGUGAUGUUAUAUUCAGCCCCAUAGGAGAGAUUUUGGCAGCCAAAAUUGGAGAGCAGACAUGCUCUUUGCAACAACUACAACAGGAACAUAUGGACAAAGUGAAGCAAUUGGCCUCCAUGGCAUACGAGCAAUGGGAACAAUUGGAGGAAGUGGUGGAAAAUGAGAUGACACCUGGUGCAUAUGAAGGUUUAAUGUCAUUUCCCGAGGAAAAGCCUAGUUCGUCAUGCACACCGGCGAGUAAUGAAAGCAUGAUCAGCUCAGGGUCUCAAAAUGUCGAGUAUCUAGACAAGAUGAGGUCUAGAACAGCAACCUCUAGUGUUGCAAUGGUAACUAAUAGCAACUACUCCUUAGAUUCUGCAUUGUCUAUUCCAACAAGUGAUGCUAUUCACUGGAUACCAAGCCUAGCUAUUGAUGACGAUCGCUUCACCUGGAACAACUCUACAAACCUUGGUGGUUGGGAUCAAGUUGAUUAAUUUUCC